Messenger RNA from Psammomys obesus (fat sand rat), 2505 nucleotides. It is a transcript of the gene Bco1, whose product is annotated as beta-carotene oxygenase 1. Gene Ontology annotation, biological process: retinal metabolic process; carotene catabolic process. Bases 154 to 1818 code for a protein of 554 amino acids. The record is from RefSeq and is a predicted model, not a curated record. Lineage: Eukaryota; Metazoa; Chordata; Mammalia; Rodentia; Muridae. Gene Ontology annotation, molecular function: beta-carotene 15,15'-dioxygenase activity; carotenoid dioxygenase activity. The transcript has 11 exons.
AACACUGACCCGCAGAGAAGAAGGAAUUGGAGGAAGAAAAAGAUCAUAGAAAGACAGAAGAUGUAAAGGAGCAAAGGGCAGGAAGACAAUAGGCCUUGAGCAACCGGGAAGUCUAUUCCAGUAACACCCUCCUCCCCGACACCCACCAGUUCCAUGGAGUUAAUAUUUGGCCGGAAUAAAAAAGAACAGCUGGAGCCAGUACAGGCCAGAGUGACAGGAAGGAUUCCAGCAUGGCUGCGGGGGACCCUGCUUCGCAAUGGGCCUGGGAUGCACUCAGUGGGGGAGAGCAAGUACAACCACUGGUUUGAUGGCCUGGCCCUUCUCCACAGCUUCACCAUCAGAGAUGGGGAGGUCUUCUACAGGAGCAAAUACUUGCAGAGCGACACCUACAAAGCCAACAUCGAGGCCAGCAGAAUCGUGGUGUCUGAGUUUGGAACAAUGGCCUACCCAGACCCCUGCAAAAACAUCUUCUCCAAGGCUUUCUCCUACUUGUCCCACACCAUCCCUGAUUUCACGGACAACUGCCUGAUCAACAUCAUGAAGUGUGGCGACGACUUCUACGCGACCACGGAGACCAACUACAUCAGGAAGAUCAACCCACAGACUCUAGAGACCUUGGAGAAGGUUGAUUACCGGAAGUACAUGGCUGUAAACCUGGCUACCUCACACCCUCAUUAUGAUGCAGCUGGAAAUGUCCUUAACAUGGGCACGUCCAUCGUGGACAAAGGAAGGACAAAAUACGUGGUCUUUAAGAUCCCUGCCACACCACCAGGGACCAAGAAGAAAGGGAAGAGCCCCUUGAAGCACGCGGAAGUGUUCUGCUCCAUCCCCUCCCGCUCACUCCUCUCCCCCAGCUACUACCACAGCUUUGGAGUCACGGAGAACUAUGUGAUAUUUCUGGAGCAGCCUUUUAAGUUGGAUAUCCUCAAGAUGGCCACCGCAUACAUGAGGGGGGUGAGCUGGGCCUCCUGCAUGUCAUUCUGCAGGGAGGACAAGACUUACAUUCAUAUCAUCGACCAGAGGACCAGAAAGCCUGUGCCAACCAAGUUCUACACAGACCCAAUGGUGGUCUUCCAUCACGUCAACGCCUAUGAGGAGGAUGGCUGCGUUCUGUUUGAUGUCAUUGCCUAUGAGGACAGCAGCCUCUACGAUCUCUUCUAUCUGGCCAACCUGAACCAGGACUUUGAGGAGAAUUCCAGGCUUACUUCAGUGCCCACCCUCCGGAGGUUCGCUGUGCCCCUCCAUGUGGACAAGAAUGCAGAAGUGGGCUCAAAUUUAAUCAAGGUGGCAUCUACAAAAGCAACAGCCCUAAAGGAGAAAGACGGCCAUGUCUACUGCCAGCCCGAGGUUCUCUAUGAAGGCCUAGAGCUCCCUCGGAUAAACUAUGCUCACAACGGGAAACCAUAUCGCUACAUCUUCGCUGCUGAAGUUCAGUGGAGUCCCGUCCCGACCCAGAUACUAAAGUAUGACGUUCUCACAAAGUCCUCCUUAAAGUGGCGUGAGGAGUACUGCUGGCCGGCGGAACCACUGUUUGUACCCACGCCAGGUGCCAAGGAUGAGGAUGAUGGAGUCAUCUUAUCAGCCGUCGUCUCUACAGAUCCCCAAAAGCUGCCUUUUUUACUUAUCCUGGAUGCCAAAAGCUUUACAGAAUUGGCCCGUGCCUCUGUUGACGCAGACAUGCACCUGGACCUGCAUGGCUUGUUUAUCCCGGAUGCAGAACGGAGUACAGUGAAACAGGCCCCCGCCGAGGGGCAGGAGGAUGAAAACUCAGAUGACCCUGUCACCCCACAGGACAGCACCACGACCAGGCCACAGUAAGAAUGACUUCACAGCUGGGUCUGGCGGCUCACACCUUUGGUCCCAGCGCUCUGGAGGCAGAGCAAGUCUGUGAGUUCGAGGCCAGCCUGUUCUACAACACAGGUUCCAGGACAGCCAGGGCUACACAGAGAAAUCCUGUCUUGGGGGGGUUGGGGGUGGGGAAACUUAAAAAAAAAAAAAGAAAAAGAAAAGAAAGGAAUGACUUCACUGGUGGGACCUGGGGACAGUAAGUGUGGAUAAUACUGUCAACUUGGACAGCAUCUAGGAUCAUUUAGGAAACAAACUUCCACGAGAAGAGUUUCUUCAUUGGGUUUACUGACAAGGAAGAUCCAACUUGAGUGUGAGCAGCAUCACGCCAUCCCAUGAACUGAGGUCCGGACUGAACAAAAAGGAAAAGGCUGCUUGAGUGCCAGCAUUCACCUCUCUCUGCUUCCUGACUGGGGCUGCGCCAUGACCAGCUGCCUCACACGCCUGAUAUCCUUCCUUCCCCACCGUGAUAGAGUGUAUUCUGGUGCCGUGAGCCAAAAUAAACCCCCCCUCCCUUAAGUAGCUCCUGUCAGGUAUCUUGUCCCAGCAAUGGGGAGGGGAAGUAAGCUUGCACAUUUCUCUGGGAGGAGGGGGUCACGCAUUUCACCCUGCUGUUAUUCUUUGUGAAAAUGCCGUAAUAAACCACCUUGAUAGCUCUAA